Procambarus clarkii (red swamp crayfish) is the source of this 1906-nucleotide messenger RNA. The record is from RefSeq and is a predicted model, not a curated record. NCBI's taxonomy places the organism in Eukaryota, Metazoa, Arthropoda, Malacostraca, Decapoda, Cambaridae.
AUGAAAAUCAGACACAACAUGGCAUCAGUAACAUAUAACAAUGCUAAAAAAUAUCGUUUUCUUGGCCAAGAGGAGGGGCUAGAGAUACCUCAAGCCCAUACUCUGCGUGAUAAAAUAUUGAAGGAUUUUGUAAAGCGGCAAAUAUCAACUACCACAUCUUUGGAACAUCAAUUGCAGAAUCAGAGAAAUUUUGUCCGGGCAACAGCUGAAGAAUCGAUUACAGCUACUACCAGUGGCUUAACAUCAUACAAAGCUUACAAAAACUUAGAAUCAUCUUUUAAUGUAAAACAGAUUUUAAGGUCAAGUGGACUUUCAAAUGAUGAAAUCCAUCUUCUCCUGAAUGAGGACACUGGUAGCUCAUCAAAUGAAGCUCCUCAAGCUAGAGAAGAAAGACUUAAAGCUAUUGAGGUAAAAUUACUCAAGCGACAAGAUCAGCUCAAUUCAUUUACAAGCAAAGUCGAACAUUUUAAUGGAGCAAUUUCUUUAAAUCGACAUGAUUUUGAAGAAGAGUGUAGUGUUGUUCCAUGUAGACCAGAAGCUGAUAAGCUCACUGCCUGCCUUGUUCGCCUUCAGCCCCAUCAAGAUGAGACCAUACCAGAAAACCAUCCCAUUAACCACAUACAGCAUCUGGCAGAGGAGCUGUUUCCAAACGAUGCAACAUGUCAAGGUGACAAGCCACAUAAACAUAAAAUGAAAGCGUAUUAUCCAGAAGGUCCAGCAUCUAAAAAAAAAAAAGAUCACUCUGAUUUUAUUUAUUUAACGCAAAAGCCUAAAUCUCUUUGGGAUAUGAAGAAAAUUCCCAGGAUAAUUGGUAGCAGCCAUUCUGUUGGUAAAACACUACACAGUUCUUGUAUUUUGCCAAGAGAUAUAUCAUUGGACAAAAAAUGUAAGGCACUCAUCGUACCUGCUAAAAACAUGGAACCAGCUACUGCAGAUCGCACCAAACCCUUUGUUUUGGUACUUGAUGCUAGUAAUCUUAUAUCCAUAGAAACUAUUAAAUCAAACAGGAAGAGCAUCGCUGAGCUCAGGAAUAUGGAAAAAUUUAAAAACUACAAUCCAGGAGAGCCAUCAUCUACAUUAUAUAUAAAAAACUUAUCUAACAAAACCUCCUCUCAAGAUUUAGCUUCUCUCAUGGGACAUUUUGAGUCUAAUAAUGGACCUAAAAUAGUAUACAGAAUUCUUGGUGGUCGUAUGAAGGGACAAGCAUUUGCUACAUUCAGCAAUGAAGAAAUGGCAACAAGUGCCUUUAAUACAUGUAAUGGCUAUGUAUUACAUGAUAAGCCUAUUGUUAUUGAAUAUGGAAAAAAUUGAAUUCUGUUAUGCAAAAAAAUUAAAGGGCAAAAUAUUAACAUUUAUAACAAAUUAAUAUUAGUACUUGCAAAGGCUUGAACUGUGAGGCCUGGUGCGUCAGCAAAAGCACUCUUCACUCGGCUCGUCCUCCAAAGGUUUUCCAACGUCCAGAAAACAGUCAAAUUAAAGUGUCCUUUCCUAACCUACUGGAGGACCCAAGUCAUAAAACGGGACAGUGCGUCACUUUUGGCAGGCUACUUCUAUUUUCAAGUACGACAAUUUUUGGCCUUAUGUAAUGCAUACAUGUGAAAUGCAACAUUUUUUGUAAGAGGACAGGUUGCCUCUUGAUGUGUCAAGCACUGCACAUCUCGGAUGUGAUGAGCAGGGAGUAUGAUUAUAAUGUACAAAGUUAAUGUUCAGUGGUGCAAAGAGCCAUUCACUACCCUAUAUAAACAAAGGAUACAUUUACAUAUUCUGUUAAAUAUAGUCUUUAGAUUGUCUUUUUAAAUGUUUUUUGGAACUGAAGAUUACUUCCUGUAUAUUACCUGUUAACCAAUUAGGUCUGAUUGUGAUGACUUUUCUGUAUUGAUAAACCAUAAUAAAUUGUUAUCAGAUA